AUGCUGGGACAAAAGAAAGCCAGAGCCAGAGAUAUUAAAGGUUUUCUCAAGAGAAAUGCUUUUGUUCUUCUCACUGUCGCUGCUAUUGUCACAGGGAUUGGCCUGGGCUUUACUCUGCAGUCCACUAACAUGACAGCCAGAGAUAUAAAAUACUUCACCUUUCCUGGAGAGCUGUUGUUACAGAUGCUACAGAUGCUGGUGCUUCCUCUCAUCACCUCCAGUCUGGUUUCAGACAUGUCAUCUUUGGACAAGAAGGCUAAUGGGAAAAUGGGGCUCUGGGCUCUCUGCUAUUACAUAAUAACGACAGUCAUGGCUGUGUUCACUGGAAUCAUACUGGUUGUUCUUAUCCAGCCGGGGAAAUCAACCGGGAACACCUCAGCGUCCUCUGGUGGUAAAGUUGAAGUAGUGCAGACUAUGGAUGCCUUUCUGGAUCUGAUCAGAAACAUGUUUCCGUCAAAUCUGGUGACUGCUUGUUUCAUAAAGUAUAAAACAGUUUAUUCCAAAAUCCCAAGUCACAAUGUCAUCAAUCUGACUCAAAAAAACGACACAGUGCCGAUGACAGCAACCACAGACGGGGUGAAUAUUUUGGGUUUACUGCUUUUCUGUAUCGCCUUUGGCCUCACCCUGGGCAGUAUGGAGAAUGAGGGAAAACCUCUGACGGACCUUUUUGAUUGCCUGAAUAAAGCCACCAUGCAUCUGAUCAGCAUCGUCAUCUGGUAUUCCCCCGUGGGAAUCCUCUUCUUGGUUGGAGGACAGAUUUUGAGGCUGAAAAGCAUUAAAGUUAUUGGUCUCCAGCUGGCCAAAUAUGCUCUCACCGUGACCUUUGGCCUGAUGAUCCACAGCCUCCUCACCCUUCCCCUCAUCUAUUUCGUGGUCACUCGUAAGAAUCCCUUCAGUUUUAUGUUUGGUCUCUUCCAGGCUCUCACCACUGCCUUUGGGACUUCAUCGAGUUCUGUGACUCUACCUGUCACAUACCGCUGCCUUGAGCAGAAUCUCAACAUGGACAAACGGGUGACACACUUCAUACUGCCUAUAGGGUCCACAAUGACCAUGGACGGCACAGCGCUUUAUGAAGCAGUCGCUGCCAUAUUCAUCGCACAAGUCCAUAAUAUGGAGCUGGAUGUGGGUCAAAUCAUCAUCAUCAGUAUCACUGCCACAGUUACUGCUAUCGGGGCCACAGGUAUCCCGCAGGGCGGCAUGGUAGCCAUGGCGAUAGUGUUGACAUCAGUUGGACUGCCCGUUGAAGGCAUUUCAUUUAUCGUCACUGUUGACUGGAUGCUAGAUCGUUUGAGGACGACCACCAAUGUGCUGGGUGACUGUAUCGGUGUGGGUAUAGUGCAGCAUCUCUCCAGACAUGAGCUGCAGAGCUCCGGUCCUGCAGAAGAAUGCUUAGUGGAAGAAAACAAAGUGAAACCUUCUAACUGA
This is a messenger RNA of Plectropomus leopardus (leopard coralgrouper), 1425 nucleotides long. NCBI's taxonomy places the organism in Eukaryota, Metazoa, Chordata, Actinopteri, Perciformes, Serranidae. The record is from RefSeq and is a predicted model, not a curated record.